Plutella xylostella (diamondback moth) is the source of this 570-nucleotide messenger RNA. NCBI's taxonomy places the organism in Eukaryota, Metazoa, Arthropoda, Insecta, Lepidoptera, Plutellidae. The record is from RefSeq and is a predicted model, not a curated record.
AUGUGUCAUGCUUCUCCACAGUGGACCGAGACUCUCCCGCUGGUUCUCCUCGGCAUGCGCAGUUCCUGGAAGGAAGACCUGCAGAGCUCCCCAGCUGAACUCGUGUACGGCGAGACACUACGCUUGCCAGGCCAGUUCCUGUCAACAGACGACAGCUUCACCACCGCAGACAUCACGCAAUAUGCUUCCCGUCUGCAGUCACACAUGGCCAAGCUGAGACCGAGACCAACUUCGUGGCACUCAUCAUCUACAUCGCCAUUCUACAUACCACGUGACCUGUCAACCUCUUCACACGUCUUCCUACGUCAAGAUCAUGUACGCGGUGCACUUCAACCACCAUACGCUGGCCCCUACAAGGUCAUCGAGAGGCAGCCAAAAUUCUUCACCCUCGAUGUCAAAGGCAAGACAGUCAGCGUAUCCAUCGACAGGCUGAAACCGGCGUACACUGAAAAAGAUGACCCAAAUCUGGUGAUGGAGCAACCAAACAGCCAACCUACAAUAGCACGAACAGCUGAAAGACAGACUCGCAGCGGCCGAAAAGUACGCUUCCCGGACUUCUACCGACCGUAG